Molecule: messenger RNA, 219 nt
Organism: Phycomyces blakesleeanus NRRL 1555(-)
Lineage: Eukaryota; Fungi; Mucoromycota; Mucoromycetes; Mucorales; Phycomycetaceae
Exons: 2
Coding region: 1-219 (72 amino acids)
Source: RefSeq, a predicted model, not a curated record
AUGUCAAAUUCAUUAAUUAUGCAUCGAUUUAUCCUACUUGUAACCAUUGUGUUGGCCAUGAUCUUGGUUACUCAGGCAGUUGAGGCUCGUUCUCUUAAACACCAGGUUAAGAAGUAUGGCAAAAAGCUUUCCAAGCAAGCACCUGAUCUUCUUGAACAAUACACCGGACAAGGGAAGAAGGGGGGCCACAAGGACAAGAAGCACAAGAAGCAUCAUUAA